This is a messenger RNA of Protobothrops mucrosquamatus (brown spotted pit viper), 1590 nucleotides long. It is a transcript of the gene KNG1, whose product is annotated as kininogen 1. The transcript is spliced from 10 exons. Gene Ontology annotation, cellular component: extracellular region. Gene Ontology annotation, molecular function: cysteine-type endopeptidase inhibitor activity. NCBI's taxonomy places the organism in Eukaryota, Metazoa, Chordata, Lepidosauria, Squamata, Viperidae. Bases 1 to 1590 code for a protein of 529 amino acids. The record is from RefSeq and is a predicted model, not a curated record. Gene Ontology annotation, biological process: negative regulation of endopeptidase activity.
AUGAAAGUCUUCAUUCUGCUAGUCCUCAGCAUUGGACUUUGCCAAGCUAGUCCUCUCCCAGAUGAAGUGGGCUGUGAUGACCCAGAAGUUUUUGAAGCUGUGGCUAGAGCAAUAAAAGCACUUAAUGAAGAGAGAAAUCAAGGAAAUAAAUUCGCUCUCAAUGUCAUCCUUCAUGCCUACAGAAUAGCAGGCCCUGGAAAAAAGUUCCAUGUCGUCUAUCAAGUAAGAGAAACCGCGUGUCCAAUUGAUGCAGAUGAGCCUUGGCAAAACUGUGAUCUUUUUGGUAUCUCAGAAGGACUUCUCUCACAGCAUCAUGGAAACUGUACAGCUGAUAUUGAUACUGAGUCGCAAGAUUUUUCUUCCAUUUCACAGAAUUGCAAAAUUAGCCCAGGACAGGAGAAUGUAGAGCGAUCCCUUGCUAAAUGUCUAGGUUGCUGGCAUCCCAUAGACCCUAAGAGCUUGGAAGUGCUUCCUAUUGUGAGAUUCACCUUACGGCAAUUUAACAAUCAGAGUCAACACUUUGCCUUAUACGAAAUUGGAGAAGUAAACAAAGUUACACGUCAGGUGGUUAAUGGAUGGAAUUACCGUUUGGAAUAUUCAGUGAAAGAAACAAAUUGUUCCAAGAAUGAAUUUCCAGAUCUGAGUCCAGCAUGUAGACACCUUCCUGAAGGUCGGGAAGGUUCCUGUACAGUUACUGCCCACGUUGACAAUACAGACACACUGGUCCAAGCAGAACAGGACUGCAAAGUGCAAGUCCCGAUUGCAAAGGACAGCCAAGAACUGAGGGAGCCUCUACAAGCUGCUAUAGAAUCGUUUAACGCAAAAAACAACAGUGACUUUCAUUUCAGAAUUGUAGCAAUAGGAGAAGUCACAAAACAGCUUGUGGCUGGGACAAAAUAUCGAUUUGACUUGACAAUUCGGAAAACAAAUUGCUCCAAGACUGAAGUGGAGAAGCUAAAUGAAGAUUGUACUGCUGCUGAAGAUGGUUUUGUGAUGAUCCACACAAAGGCUUUAGCGCAGUUAAUGAAGCAGAAGCAGAUGUUUUUCUGGAACCCUUAUUUUCUCCAUAAUCCAGCAAAUGUUGGCAAUUUGAUUUCUAGUUCCUCUACCUCUUCGAAAACCAGCUUGUACCUCUGUGCAGCCCGUGCCGCUAUUCCAAUCGAAGGACCAAGUGUUGCGGAGGAAUUCCAUCCUGAUCCGAGGGGACACCACAUUCACAAAAACAGGCGGGGCUUUGGCCAUGCCCGUGGACACAAAAAGGGCCACAAACAUGGGCAUAAAAAGCCAAAAGAGAGUUCUUCUGAAGAAGUUACAGUUUUAUCACCUGUUCAAACUCCAAAUCAGCUGCCCACUUCAAAACCUUUUGUGGAACAGGAGGUUAACGGCAGAGGUCUCCAUGAAGAAAAGGUUGGGUUUCCUGAUGUCUCCCCAACACACAGCACCUCUACAGAUUCCCCCACUUUCUUAGAUCACCUGCCAGAUCUACCAGAACCACCAAAGUGUCCUGGAACACCCUGGAAGCCUAAAAGAGAUCCAGAGCCUCUGGACACCUUUAACGAUUUUGACCUUUUGGAUGCUCUCCAGAAAUAA